UUCCAGUUCGAGCGUUUCAUAGACAUCAACCAAAACACCAACAUGUGGAUCUUCUGGUGGCCCUUCCUCCGCUCGCUCUACGUGGUGGCCCUCGUCAUGUGGCACACAAACACCUGGUGAAGUCACAACGUUCAUCCUCUUCAGUAACCUUUGGAUCUGCAAGAAGAAAAAGAAACAUUAAAAACGUUAAAAUAGGCACAAAAAGAAAGAAGAAUUACAGAUUUUGGGAGUGGGGGGGGGGGGGGGUUGGGUUCCGGUCCUCUGAAAUGAUGCGAACGUGGAAGUAACUUAAAACUGCAUUCUAUCAAAAGGCCACCAGGGGGCGACCGUUUUGGUGUCAAAAGGACUUCCGUCUCUAUACAAGUCAAUGGAGAAUUCACCAACUUCUCACUUGAUUUCUAACCUCAGUAAACGUUUUCAAAAUGUGUUUAUGGUCUCAAUCGCUAGUUUAAAGCCUUCUUCAAUGCAGUAUGA
This is a messenger RNA of Scomber scombrus (Atlantic mackerel), 474 nucleotides long. Its product is annotated as transmembrane emp24 domain-containing protein 9-like. Gene Ontology annotation, biological process: Golgi organization; intracellular protein transport; endoplasmic reticulum to Golgi vesicle-mediated transport. Lineage: Eukaryota; Metazoa; Chordata; Actinopteri; Scombriformes; Scombridae. The record is from RefSeq and is a predicted model, not a curated record. Gene Ontology annotation, cellular component: COPII-coated ER to Golgi transport vesicle; endoplasmic reticulum-Golgi intermediate compartment; Golgi apparatus.